CGGCGCUGGCGCGGCCAUGGCGGAGCUGGUGCAGGACGAGCUCUCGGCCUUAGCUGCCAUCUUCUGCGGGCCUCACGAGUGGGAGGUGCUGAGCCGCUCAGAAAAGAAUGACUGACUUGUCAAUGUCCUCUUCCUGUCGACUUGCGCACAGCUAAUGAUCAUUUUUGGAUGCCUUCCAGAGACAAACAGGACCGUGGUCAAAAUCCACACCAAGGCAGAAGGACUGGAGGGGGCGCAUGUGCCUUUAGAACUCGUAUUUCAUCUGCCAUUCAGCUACCCGCUGUGCCUACCUGGAAUCUCCGUUCACUCCCAGCACCUGACCAGGGCCCAGCGUGAGGCUGUGAAGGGAAAGUUGCUUGAGCAGGCGGCGAAGCUUGUGUCUGAGCCCAUGGUGCACGAGCUGGUGCUCUGGGUUCAGCAACAUCUCAGGCAUAUCCUGCACCCACCAGAAACCCCGGGGGACAGCGGCAGGUGUCCUUCUCCACCAAGCACGACUGGAGAUGACAGACUGUGGAUGACUCUUCUGCACUUAGAUCACAUGAGAGCGAAGGCCAGAUACAUCAGAACAGUGGAGAAAUGGGCUGCAGACCUGAGGCUGACAGGAAGACUGAUGUUCCUGGGGAAAAUCAUACUGAUCUUACUACAGGGAGACAGACACAGCCUCAAGGAGUACCUGAUUCUUCAGAAAACCUCGAAAGUAGAUGUGGACUCAAGUGGAAAGAAAUGCAAAGAAAAAAUGAUUAGUGUACUGUUUGAAACAAAAGUGCAGACGGAACACAAAAGGUUUCUGGCAUUUGAAGUCAAAGAGUAUUCAGCGUUGGAUGAAUUACAAAAGGAAUUUGAAACCGCAGGACUUAAGCAGCUUUUCUCUGAAUUUGUACUUGGGCUGGUAAAAUGAAAUGGAAAACAGGAGUUUUUUUUUUUUUU
This is a messenger RNA of Ochotona princeps (American pika), 927 nucleotides long. It is a transcript of the gene RWDD3, whose product is annotated as RWD domain containing 3. NCBI's taxonomy places the organism in Eukaryota, Metazoa, Chordata, Mammalia, Lagomorpha, Ochotonidae. Gene Ontology annotation, biological process: positive regulation of hypoxia-inducible factor-1alpha signaling pathway; positive regulation of protein sumoylation. The coding region runs from base 155 to 898 and encodes 247 amino acids. The record is from RefSeq and is a predicted model, not a curated record. The transcript is spliced from 4 exons. Gene Ontology annotation, molecular function: protein binding.